Fusarium oxysporum Fo47 is the source of this 1102-nucleotide messenger RNA. RefSeq lists its product as uncharacterized. The transcript has a single exon. The record is from RefSeq and is a predicted model, not a curated record. NCBI's taxonomy places the organism in Eukaryota, Fungi, Ascomycota, Sordariomycetes, Hypocreales, Nectriaceae. The coding region runs from base 1 to 852 and encodes 283 amino acids.
AUGUUCGGAUCUAGUCAACGCGCCUGGGGCCCAGGCAUGAUCGUCCUCCAGAUCCUGCGUGUCUUCACGAUUAUCAGCCUCCUGACCGCCGGCGCCUCUUGUUGGAUCCUCAUCAUCAAGAUCGACACCUCCAAAGGCUGGUUCUUUUUCGAGGCUCUCUCUCUCGCGAUGAUGAGUUCAGCCACCAUUUUCCUCAUCAUUUCCGAGUUGCCCUUCUGCAGAGCGUAUUUCUCCAAUCAUUGGCCCGCGUUCUCCGACGAACACGGCCUCUUCUGGCUCGGAAUCGGUCUGCUACUUAUUGGGACGAACCUUCUCGGCAAGCUCAAUUCGUCGGACUAUGGUCGCGAUGAUUUGGGUCUUCCCUUUUGGCGACUCAUCAUUUCCGCUGGCAUCUUGACCUGCACCUUCGGCGUCAUGAACCUCAUCUGCACUUUCGUCUUCCGAGGUGUUAACGUCAAUGCUCGCAAGAUACGGUCCAAUGGAUCCCUCGCGGACGAUGAAUCGUUCGGCAAACCCCAGUCUAACUACAGCGCAUCAUUUACUAAUGAAGACCGACCCAAGAAUACUUUCAAGAGAUUCUUUUGGGACAGGAAGAACGAGCCCAUACCCCGACGACCUACCAUAAGUCAACCUAUCACUCGUGAGCGUGACCUUGAGCGCAAUGCCCCUCCUCCCCCUCACUACGAGCAUCAAGAACCCUCUUCCCUCAGCCGGCAGUCACACGACUCAGGCGAAGACCGUCGUAGCCCCAUCGUCCCCGAAGUUCGUCGCCCAGAUACAGCCCUGCACCCGAUUAAUAUUCGCCCGCAUAGCCCAAGCAUGUACUCUGAGGCGCACAUGUCUCGAUUCUAGGAAGAAUCGGCGCGCAAAUAGGAGAAAGCGCGGAAAGUAGCGGAGGACAAAAAGCAAUCGGCACAGGCCGUGAAGACGGUCAACGAGACUAUGAAGAACAAGGAGAAUGUGCAUUGCAACUCGGAAAGUUGUAACUGCAAAGGUUGCGUGCGUGAAGGAAAAAAUGAAGAAAGGCGUUAAGGCAUUAGGAGUCAACGAUACCACGUUUUGGAUUUACGGCUUUCGUUAUUUGUUUUCUAGCAGGGAUAUC